This is a messenger RNA of Leptopilina heterotoma, 3932 nucleotides long. Its product is annotated as tubulin glycylase 3C-like. The record is from RefSeq and is a predicted model, not a curated record. Lineage: Eukaryota; Metazoa; Arthropoda; Insecta; Hymenoptera; Figitidae. The transcript is spliced from 10 exons. Bases 1 to 3570 code for a protein of 1189 amino acids.
AUGUAUUUUAAAAAUAUUUCAACAAAUGAAUCUCGUGAAGGACAUUCUACUAGAUUCUUCUACGGAAACUCACAGACACAAAAAUCUGACGAAAAUUUGACAUUUUCUUCAUCGUCAUCAACUCCAAAGACUGUGCAGGCUGAACCUCGAAAAGCAGAGAAGAAAACUUUUCGCUCGAGUGGAAUAUUCAGAUUAAAAUCACCAACUAGAUCUCGCGAAGAAAUGUCUAACAGUUCAAUUGGAAAGACUGAAAAUGUGAAAGCUGGAAUUCCGGAGAAACAAUCUUUUACUUCCAGUGAAAGAUUGAGUUUAAAAUCAACAAAUGAAUCUCGUGAAGGACAUUCUACUAGAUUCUUCUACGGAAACUCACAGACACAAAAAUCUGACGAAAAUUUGACAUUUUCUUCAUCGUCAUCAACUCCAAAGACUGUGCAGGCUGAACCUCGAAAAGCAGAGAAGAAAACUUUUCGCUCGAGUGGAAUAUUCAGAUUAAAAUCACCAACUAGAUCUCGCGAAGAAAUGUCUACCAGUUCGAUUGGAAAGACUGAAGAUCUAAAAUCUGGAAUUCCGGAGAAACAAUUUUUCUCUUCUAGUGAAAGAUUGAGUUUAAAAUCAACAAAUGAAUCUCGUGAAGGACAUUCUACUAGAUUCUUCUACGGAAACUCACAGACACAAAAAUCUGACGAAAAUUUGACAUUUUCUUCAUCGUCAUCAACUCCAAAGACUGUGCAGGCUGAACCUCGAAAAGCAGAGAAGAAAACUUUUCGCUCGAGUGGAAUAUUCAGAUUAAAAUCACCAACCAGAUCUCGCGAAGAAGUGUGUGUCAGUUCGAUUGGAAAGACUGAAGAUCUAAAAUCUGGAAUUCCGGAGAAACAAUUUUUCUCUUGUAGUGAAAGAUUGAGUUUAAAAUUACCAAGUGAUUCUCCUGAAAAGCUGUCACCGUGUUCAGUUAACCGUGUACCAACAGAAACAUCAUUAUCAUUAUCGUCAUCAACUGGACCUGAUUUAAAAAUCACUUCUUCAAAAGUAGAGAAAUCGAAAAAGCAAGAAGCUAAAUUUUCCCAUUCAACAUCAACUUCAAAAAGAGAUGGUGUUGACUCAUCAAUUGAAAGUGGUGCUGGCCCCUCUUCAAAACGAAAGAAAUACAGUGUCGAGAAAUCUACAAUUGGUGUUUCUUCAAACAGAAAAAGAAAGUCAAUUACUUUGGAUAAUGAAAAUAUUGAUAAACCGUUGCAUCAUAAAGUGAGAAGAAGAUUGGAAUUAAUGGGAACAGAAAAGCAUACGGUAAAAGUUUGUUUGGGAAAAUUAUGUAAAUCAGCAAACAUUAAAAAUCGAAUUGAAGAAGAUGCAAAGGUUGUUUCAUCAAUGAUGUAUGAGGCAACAACAAUGGCAUUAUUCGGCCUAUAUGAAGAAACGAAUGUUGAAAAUGUUGAAAAUUGCCCAUCAUUGUUGGAGAAAUGGACCAACAAUGGUCCCGACUUUCUGCCAUUUUUAAUAUCAUUAAAGCAGAAAGUAAAUGCUCAACGUAAAAUAACUGAACAGGAUGCGAAAAUAAAUACAAUGGUCAACGAAUAUAAAGAAUUAAGGAAUGACAUUCCACUUUAUGACGGAGAACAUAGAACGGCAAUAAUUCAGGAGGCAGCUUUAGUGUUGAAUCGAAACUUUAAAACAAAUUUCACGACGCAUGCAGCAUCACGAUUAAGAAGAUAUUUGCAGCUAUUAAUGGAAAUUGAAGACGAAGAAAAAAAUCAUAUGGAAGUAGAUGAAAUUCAAGAAAUUUGUUCAGUUUACCGUAUCAAAAAUGAUAAUGAUGAAAAAAUAAAAAUUAGGAGUUUUAAAAAUAGCAUUAAAAAUGAACAAAGAAAAGAAUUUCAAAAAUCUCGAAAACAAUUUCCAGAUGAAAUGCGAGAAAAAAAAACAUCAGACUACUGCGAUGAAAGAUAUGUUCGACAGGAAAAAUAUCUCAAACAUUGCGAUAAAGUCUAUUAUAAAAAAAGGCCAAGAAGGCGAAGAAAAAAAUCGAAAAAGGAAAAAGAAGAAGAAAAAGAGAAGAAUAAGGAAAAAGAAGAAGAAGAAAAAGAGAAGAAUAAGGAAGAAGAAGAAGAAAAAGAGAAGAAUAAGGAAAAAAAGAAAUUUCGAAAAAGAAGGCCUUCAUUUUAUAAACAAUCUGUUGCUGCUUUAAAUCUCCUGCUGCAAAAAAAUGAAUGUCAAGUGAAAGGAUUCCCUACUGAUUUACUACUGAAAAAGGGUGAUAAUGAUAGAAGAAAAUUGGACUUUACAAAAUUGACAAAAGAUGAAGAAUGGCAUAAAUUUUUGCCAUUUUUCAUUAUGAUUCAACAAGAAUUUCAUGAUAAAAAGAAGAAGAAUUUCACGUUAAUUCCACAAAUUUCAUUAGGCGUGAAGCAUGUGGUUUAUACAAAUACUGCUUUAAAAGAAUUGCAAACGGCAACUGUUAUUCAAGAAAUUAAAGAAAAAAAGGCAAUUUUACAAAAAAAGAAAAGAAAAUCAGGAACGAAUAAGGAUCAUCUUCAAAGAGCAGUUGAUAAGAUGGACGAUGAAAUGAAGCGCUUAAGAGAAAUGAACAAUGAAGAAAGGUGGAAUUCAAUGUUCAACUUUAAAUCAAUCCAAAGAGGUCGAAAAAAAUUAAAGAAUGGUGGUAAAUUUUCUGGUACAAUAACGACAAAUGGUGUGGACGUGUCAGUAAUUUUUGAUUUACCCACAAAACAUGAUGUUGUGCAAUCAAAGAAGAAAGUUGGAAGUUACAAAAAAUUUUGUGGUUUUGAUCCUGGUGCGAGGGCGACUCUGGCUGGCGUCAGUAGGGAAAACGAUCCUAAUCCAACCACUAAUGUAAAAAAGGAUUCAGCUAUUUACAUUGGUAGUUGGAUGAUGAGAUGGCAGAUGGGCGACUACAGAAGAAGAGAAUUAAUGAAGAAAAAAGGUAUAGACAUGCAAAAAUAUUACAAGCAACUUGCUGAGGAUCCAUUGAUGGAAAAUUUUUGCAUGACUAAUCCUCGAGAUCGCCAUCGCAUAACAAAAUAUAGAAUACAUCUUUUACAAAAUUUCCAAUCACUUCAUCAAAAAAGAUCCGUAACGCGUUUAAAAAUAGAUCAAUAUUCGGCGCACAAACGACAAGUUGAUCAACUUGUAAAUUGGAUAGUAGGUGAUACAAGGAAGAAACCCUGUUUCGUUGCUAUUGGUGGAGCAGAAAUACCUAAUUUUAUCAAGGGAUACACUAAAGCUCCUUUGAAACGUAUUCAACAAACUCUUUUCCAAAGAUCAGAAGAAUUAGGAAAAGAUAAAUUGCAAGUCGUGAAAGUAAAUGAGUUUAAUACAACAAAAAUGUGUAGUCGCUGUGUGAGACCACUUAAAAUAUCCAAGAGUCCCCAUCGAUACACUUAUUGUGCGAAAUGCAAAACAACGUGGGAAAGAGAUGUAAAUGCAGGGCGUAAUAUUCUUAAUCUUGCACUUGUUCAAGAGAAAAUCAUACCAAAGGAUUCCAUAAAAAAUCACCAUCUAUUUCGGAUGAAGAAUGAUGACAUUGAACAUGAGGCUGCAGAAUUGCAGAAAUAAUUUUUCCCAUCACUUUCAACAUUCAUUUUUAAAUCACUAAGUAAAUCUCUUAAAGGACAAUGAAAAGGAGGAACCUCGACAACCGGAAAUACAAAUUUCUACGAUGGACAAUAUACUGCUUAAUUGCGGAAAUAAUUUAACAAAACAUUAUUCGGUCCUGGUGGUGAUGGCUUUUUGCCAUUGUACAUACCGGGGAUCUCUUGAGAUCCGAACCAGCCUGUAAAAAGGCAUACCAGGUUUUUUAAGAAAUUAAAAAACAUGCUACUUCUUUUAUUGAUUAUUGUUUGAAUUUUUCAAAUUUUUUAUAAAAACAAAAGCACAUUUGUGUUUUUUUUUAUAAAUUAAAAUAAUCAAUAAUAGGA